AUGGCAAAACAACUGGGGAAUCCGGCAGAAGCCAAUGGGGAGCUCGGCAGUAACUCCCAUCCCGCAGGCUCCGCGGAGCUGUUGCAUGGUGGUGCUGGCGUAACCACAGAAGAGGAAAGCAACUUGACGAGGGAGGGCCAAGCUGCAGAUGAAGACGGCGUUAUUCCACUUGAGGGUAAAUCGUUUGAUUGGGGGAGCCGUCGUGCUACGUUAUUCUCGAAAUCUAUAUUGAAACUUCUGCUGCUAUUGGCGGGUUUAGGAGUGUUGAUGUCAUCAAGGUAUAUAGGAAGAACGCUGGUGAAGACGCGUUUUGCUUUUUCCCCUAAGUCCAAGCGGGAGGAGGUGCUUGUGAGUGCUCCAGUGAUGCCAUCUGUAACUAUGGAUGAUCUGGUGGAGUGUGAAGAGCAGUUGAUCUCAAGUUUCUCAGGAUUUGUAAACACGUGGCGAACAGCAUCUCCUAUUGUACAGUCAGCCUUUAAAAAAUAUUUUGUGCCGUCAAGGGAGGAUGAUCCAUUGCCUCCCCCUGAUCCACCGGCUCUGUACGAUAAGCACAUAAACGCCAUGCUAGGAGUUCCUAGACCCAAUGCCGAAGACGUCAAGGCUGUUCAAGAGCACAAACUGAAUCUGCUUCUGUUGAAUGGAGUUUGCGGUGCAGCAUCAAUAACCAUAAGGAAACUGAUGGAGCUAGAAGAGCUGCAUGCAGAAACCGGUGUACCUGUGCCUAUGCUGGGUCUGGGGAAACCGAUAGAUCAGGAGCAGUUGAAAGGGCUCAUGAUGCAGGAGAAAGAAGGGGUAACCACUGCUGAAUUACUUCGAAAUCUGGGCAUUGUGGUUAAGGCCGAAGGAGAAACAAUGAGAGCCCGGUGGUUUACAAUAUCUAAGUGA
Messenger RNA from Eimeria mitis, 885 nucleotides. RefSeq lists its product as uncharacterized. Lineage: Eukaryota; Apicomplexa; Conoidasida; Eucoccidiorida; Eimeriidae. The transcript has 2 exons. The record is from RefSeq and is a predicted model, not a curated record. The coding region runs from base 1 to 885 and encodes 294 amino acids.